AUGAAGGGUUUAAAAACUCUUUCGGCGUACGCGCUCACGCUCUUACUUCUCUCCACGUUUGUGUCCCAUUCCUGGAGCGCGCCCAAGGGAAGCUUUCAGCGUAGGAAUUGGACGCCCCAAGCGAUGUUAUAUUUAAAGGGCACACAGGGACGGCGCUUUGUGGCUGAGGACAGAAAUGAAGGGGACUUGUAUGACACAAUUCGCUUGGAAUCACGCAGCCAGAACACAGAAAAUCUGAGCAUCUCUAAAGCAGCUGCAUUUCUCUUAAAUGUUCUCCAACAAGCCAGAGAUGAUAGUGAACCUUACUGAAACCAUCUUAAGGACUCCAUCAUGUGGAAAUUUCCAUUUUUGUGAGCCACGUGGAGUUAUACAUCUUAAGAAGUUCAUCUGUGUUUACUCUUCUGAUGUUUUGUGCACAUU
Triplophysa dalaica is the source of this 420-nucleotide messenger RNA. It is a transcript of the gene spx, whose product is annotated as spexin hormone. Gene Ontology annotation, molecular function: neuropeptide hormone activity. The transcript has 5 exons. Bases 1 to 309 code for a protein of 102 amino acids. The record is from RefSeq and is a predicted model, not a curated record. Lineage: Eukaryota; Metazoa; Chordata; Actinopteri; Cypriniformes; Nemacheilidae.